Momordica charantia (bitter melon) is the source of this 2421-nucleotide messenger RNA. RefSeq names its product pentatricopeptide repeat-containing protein At1g80270, mitochondrial. Gene Ontology annotation, cellular component: mitochondrion. NCBI's taxonomy places the organism in Eukaryota, Viridiplantae, Streptophyta, Magnoliopsida, Cucurbitales, Cucurbitaceae. The record is from RefSeq and is a predicted model, not a curated record. Gene Ontology annotation, molecular function: protein binding.
UUUCAUUUUUGUUAGUCCAAAGUCCCAUUCAGAAGGGUUUUUAGGGUUUAAGAGCAACGUCGCUGCCACUGCCACUGCUAUUUCAGCUCUCUCGCUUUCAUUUCCGUUCUGCUGAGUUCUUCAUCACAACUAUUCUCAAUUUCUCGCCAUGUGGGCUCUUCGUAGAGCUUCUACUCCUCUUAGGAAUCAAGGAUAUAGAGUAAGAAAUUCAUACGUCCUUGGCAAACUAGGGAUGCCAUAUUCUUGGGAAGGAAAUAUAGAUGGUUUGGGUGCUGCCCCUGCUAUAUCUGAUAGGUGCAUUUCUUUUGAGAGAAAUAAACUUGCAACAUGGCAAUCCUCUGGGCUUUAUAUUAGUAGUCAUGGUCUAUCUUCACAAGCUGGUGCUGAGAACAGUGGAGAGGAAGAUGACUUGGAAGAUGGAUUUUCUGAGCUUGAAACGCCUCCAAGCACUAGUUCACUUGGAGAUAAUAAAGCAGCUGAUGAUAAUGAAGAGGGAUUAAUCUCUGGAACAGAAGUUGAGGAUGACGAUGACGAUGAUGGGACUCAAAAUGAACUGGAUUUACCUGAGGUUGAAACUGAACUUGUUGAAAAGAUAUCAACAAAAAGGGCUCCUUCAGCGCUGUUCAAGGCUAUUUUUAAUGCUCCAGGUUCUGUUGCUAGUGCACUUGAUAAAUGGGUCAGCGAAGGAAAAGAUUUAAGCCGGGCUGAUAUCUCUUUGGCCAUGCUCAAUCUUCGUAGACGUCGAAUGUUUGGGAAGGCUUUGCAGUUUUCAGAGUGGUUGGAAGCAAGUGGACAACUCGAAUUUGUUGACAGAGAUUAUGCUUCUCGCCUAGACUUGAUUGCAAAGGUACGAGGUCUCCACAAGGCAGAGAGUUACAUUGAUAAAAUCCCAAAAUCCUUCCAGGGGGAGGUAAUAUACAGAACUCUUCUGGCCAACUGUGUGGUUGCCGUCAAUGUAAAGAAGGCAGAGGAAGUAUUUAACAAAAUGAAAGACCUUGAAUUCCCAAUCACAACAUUUGCUUGCAACCAGCUGCUUCUUCUUUACAAGAGGCUUGACAAGAGGAAAAUAGCCGAUGUGUUACUGUUGAUGGAGAAAGAAAAUGUCAAGCCUUCCCUGUUUACUUACAAAAUCUUAAUAGAGGCUAAAGGCCUUUCAAAUGACAUAGUUGGGAUGGAACAAGUUGUUGAUACGAUGAAGGCUGAAGGAAUUGAACUUGAUAUAGCUACUCUAGCGAUAUUAGCUAAGCACUAUUCUUCAGGUGGGCUUAAAGAAAAAGCCAAGGCCAUUUUAAAGGAGAUGGAAGAAGUUAGCGCCAACGAUCGUCGAUGGCCUUGCAGAAUUCUACUUCCCCUUUACGGAGAGCUACAAAUGGAAGAUGACGUGAGGAGGGUCUGGAAGAUCUGUGAGUCAAAUCCUCGUAUUGAAGAAUGCAUGGCUGCCAUCGUUGCUUGGGGAAAGCUGAAGAACAUCCCAGAAGCAGAGGAAGUUUUUGAAAGAGUGUUAAAGACAUGGAAGAAGCUGUCCUCAAAACAAUAUUCUACCAUGUUGAAGGUUUAUGCAGACAAUAAGAUGCUGAUGAAGGGAAAGGAUCUAGUCAAGCAGAUGGCAGACAGUGGUUGCCGAAUCGGCCCAGUCACGUGGGAUGCAGUUGUGAAGCUUUAUGUGGAAGCUGGGGAGGUAGAGAAGGCAGACUCUUUCUUGCAGAAGGCUGUCCAGAAAAACCAGAUGAAACCAUUGUUUACCUCUUAUAUGAUUAUUAUGGAUCAAUAUUCAAGGAGAGGCGACGUCCACAAUGCAGAGAAAAUGUUUCAUAGGAUGAGGCUAUCGGGUUACGUUGCUCGAUUCACCCAGUUUCAAUCUCUGAUACAGGCAUACAUUAAUGCAAAGGCUCCAGCCUAUGGUAUGAGAGAGAGAAUGAAGGCAGAUAAUGUGUUUCCAAACAAAGCUUUGGCAGGAAAAUUAGCCCAAGUUGAUGCAUUCAGGAAAACAGCAGUGUCAGAUUUGCUUGACUGAGGAAUUGAACUCGAUACUGUUGGAAUGGAUAAACUCAGAUUUCAACUCUGUUUUGAAAAUCACGUGUUAGUGGCUGCGCUUUGAAAUAUGGAAGUAUACACCUGUUGAACAAAGAAAACUUCAAAAUGGAUCGAGCCACACGUGUGUUAAUAUAUUUGUAGGAGGAGAUUUUUGUUUGGAUUCUGUUCCUCCUGUGAAUUGAAAUGUGUGAAUUGAAAUGAGAAGACUGAUGAUGUGAAACUUUCGAAGAUGUUGGAUUAUCAACUAUUAAUGUGCUUUUUUUGUCUUUUUUAAUUGUGGAAUUGAGAGGAAUUAUGUUAUCUGAUGCUGGAAAUAAGGCAUCUUCAUGUUCUCUUUAUUAUAUCAAACAAUAAGAUGGGAGAAAUUCAAAACUUGCAUGAUGAAAA